AUGAAAAUCAACAGCGCAAAUGAUCAACCAAAGAAGCAGACAGAUUUGAACUCAUCUCUUCCUUUAGGAUUGUUUAAGAAGGACUCUUCCCGAGCACACAUUGUUCUUUUAAAACUAUCUAAUAUUGAAUGGAUUCAGGUACUUGCAUAUGGAGUGUUUGAUCAAGACUUUAGGGAAUGCAGGAAUUUAUUUUUGAGUUGUAAAACGAUCUAUGAAAUGACUCACGAAAACGACUGGUUUUGGAAGCUCAUGAUUCAUAUCAUGUUGUGGCCUCAUGUCAAGAAAAAUCGUGGAUGUUAUGGUUCCGUUCCCACUAUGGGACAGUUCAUUAGAGAUGUAGAUUCGUUGGCUGUAUUGGCCAAAAAAACUAAAUUUCAUACAAGAUUGAUCAAGAGAGAUGAUCCUCCUAAAACCAUCUUUUUGACCAUCUAUCGGAAAGUGGUUUGCUCGACAGGGUAUCAUGAAUUCGUUCCAAGAUUUUCACAGGGUAUCUGUCUCGAUAGAUAUUUGGAAAAAGUGGAUUUUAACCUUAAAAACAAUUUUCAUGUGCAAAGAAUGGCGAAUAAUAAUGCAUUCCUCAUACGGAAUUUUGAAAGAUUCCUCAUCAAGAUGAGAUAUGACAAUGAGUAUGCUGGAAGUGCCUUAGAUUUUGAAUUAGAGGCUUAUCAGAUUUCUCUUUCUCUUGCUUUUCGCAACGCUGUUCAGAGCUCUUGCAGUUUAUUGAAACUGGAAAUUGAACAGUUACAUACCAUUGUCUCUGGUGAUACCUUAUUUAAGAACCGUUUACAAGCGAUCAAUCAGCUUAUUGACAGGAAAGAAGCCUAUUCAGAACUGUUGGAAGUGGCUUGCGAUCAUUAUAGAUUCUGUGUGGCUAAAUAUCACAAAAAACCAAACUUUGAUCAGAUUUUACAGGAGGAUUUUAUCAAGAUUUUAGAAAAAUUGAAUGAGAGAAAGUAUUAUUCAUGGUCUCUGAUAGGAUCGUCCUAUUCAAGCAUUUUUUCUUUAAUAUUUAAGAGGAUAUAUUUGGAGACUGUUUCACUAACAAACAAAUUUUCUCUCAUUGAACGACUGCCUUCUAACAUUGUGCUUCCAUUCCCAGUGUCACAUUUUACAAUAUUUGAAAGUAUUAUCAACGAACUACACACUUAUUGCGAACCAUACAACCAUACUAUUUCCUUUUAUAGCGACCACUCAUUAUUUUCUUUUAUUUCACAUCAUUACGAGUCUACGAAAAGCAUUGCAAAUGCAAUUAUGAACAAGAAAGUACAUUACCUUGUCCGUCUUAAAGAUAUGCUGGACUUUGUAACUUUUCAUCAUGAUAAGUUCAUUGACAUUGUUUCUCUCACCAAGAUAUAUCUGGAACAAAAUCAAUCGGGAAUAGAGAUUAUUGCUUCAGUUCUCAACAAUAUAUUUGUAAAGAAUAUUAGUUUUGAAACUCAAUCUCAGUUAAUUGAACAGAUGAUUAAGAACUUCCAAGAAAUGGAAGAAUCGUUGCAGGAACAACCUUUCAAUUUGCUUCAUUCUCUUUGUUGUAAUUAUUACCAACACUUAUCAGAUUUAGAAUCAUCCUCGCAUUUUACUCAAGAGGAAAUUCAAAUGAAAGUGACAAUCUUGUCAAAUGAUUUCAAUAAGAUGGCCCAAUAUUUAUCGUCCCUAGGUUUUCACAGGCCAUGUAAAGACUCAAAGAUUAUUGAAUCUAUAUUGACCUCACGACUGAAAAGGUUUUUCAAUGACAAUCCCUAUGAAAACAUUCCUUCAACACUUACUGGUACCCUGAACUUUUUAAGCUUUGACUUUUCUUCCACGGAAGUCGUAGACAUUGCCACCCUUAUUGAUAGAAAUCAUUUUGGAUGUCCUCAACUGAUGUUUUAUAGCUCCAUGAAAAUUGAAACUGCAUUUGGAAAUCAGCAGUGGAUGGAUUGCUUUGCUUAUUUGUGUGGGUUGCUGGAACAGGAGAAACGUUCCUCGUCAAAACUAUUUGAAUUUAACAUUGCACCGUUGGAAGAAUACUCUUUGACUGAUUUUAAGCAUGAGUUAUAUUCAAGCCUUAUAGUUUGUUAUUUUGAUAUGACCAAAGUUCUUCCAUGA
Messenger RNA from Naegleria lovaniensis, 2088 nucleotides. RefSeq lists its product as uncharacterized. The record is from RefSeq and is a predicted model, not a curated record. Lineage: Eukaryota; Heterolobosea; Eutetramitea; Acrasida; Naegleriidae. The transcript has a single exon. Bases 1 to 2088 code for a protein of 695 amino acids.